GGUUCCGACUGUGACAACUGUGGUUCUGUCAUUUAUCGUCUGUCUACACCAUAUCGGCACAUUACACAUGUUUCAUUUAUUUUUAUUUUGUGCCUUUCCAAAUUUGACAACAGCGCCAGACGGCCUGACGAGCUGCCGUGAACGUGUCUCUCCAGCUCCCUCUUUCACCGACACAUCGACGGCCAGCUGACGGAGCCCGGAGCUCGGUAGCCAGCUAACUAGCUCCGCUGUUUUUCCAAUCGAACUGCCCUUUGUCUUUACGAGCCAGUCCGCUAGCUGGGAGCGCCUCUCCUCUGCUGUUCGCCGACACUGGCUCUUGCCAAAAGGAAAUUAAACCUUGUUUCGCCUGACAAGGGUUCAGCAGACCAAGAUAGGCGGCUUGGGAAGCAAGAUGUCGAACCGAGUGGUGUGCCGAGAAGCGAGUCACGCCGGCAGCUGGUACUCUGCUUCGGGAUCCCAGCUGAACGCACAACUAGAAGGCUGGCUGUCUAAAGCAGAGUCUACAAUCAAACCUGCAAGAGCCAUCAUAGCGCCGCAUGCUGGGUAUACCUACUGUGGUGGUUGUGCAGCAUAUGCAUACAAGCAGAUUGAUCCCUCUGUUACUCGUAGGGUGUUCAUCCUGGGACCUUCACACCAUGUGCCCCUCUCCCGCUGUGCCCUGUCACCUGCAGAGAUCUAUAGAACACCUCUCUAUGACCUGAGAAUCGACCACAAGGUUUAUGCUGACCUCUGGAAAACUGGGUUGUUUGAGCGGAUGAGUCUGCAAACAGAUGAAGAUGAGCACAGUAUUGAAAUGCACUUGCCUUACACUGCUAAAGCCAUGGAGAGCCACAAGGACGAGUUUAGCAUCGUCCCUGUGCUUGUGGGGGCCCUGAGUGAGUCCAAGGAACAGGAAUAUGGGAAGCUGCUCAGCAAGUACCUGGCAGACCCUUCCAACCUUUUCAUUAUCUCAUCCGACUUCUGCCACUGGGGUCAACGGUUCCGCUACACAUACUAUGAUGAAUCUCAAGGGGAGAUCCACAACUCUAUCGAGCAUCUUGAUAAAAUGGGGAUGGGCAUUAUUGAACAGCUGGAUCCCAUGUCUUUCACCAACUACUUGAAGAAGUACCGCAACACCAUCUGUGGGCGUCACCCUAUUGGAGUGCUUCUAAAUGCUGUGGCUGAGCUGAAGAAGUCUGGCUUAGAUAUGAACUUUUCUUUCCUGAACUACGCCCAAUCGAGUGAGUGCAGGAACUGGCAGGACAGCUCCGUGAGUUACGCUGCUGGGGCUCUCAGCGCUCAUUGAGGUCGACUUUCGCAGGGGCCCCCGCAGCGCUGCUGUCCUGCCUUCACCGACUAUCGCCAUAACCCGACCCAAGCCCCCCCCCCCCAGUUACGUCCAUUAUUUGCAGGCAGGAUUUAGACACUCAAAGCCAAUAUAGUCUUGUUUAUCUGUCUCUCCCUCAGCUCUCCUCUGCCUUUCUCCACCCUCCUCUCAGUUUUGAUGUGUGUUUCAGAGCAUAGAGUUGAAAUAUUUAGCUUGAAGUGCAGUUUUGAGAUCAUGGAGGUGCAGAUGGUCAGAAAGAAAAGAAUACAAAUUGCAGAGCUUAUGCAGCAUUUUUAAAUUUUGCCAGAAGAAAAUGGAAUGAGUAUAUUGACUGCCUGCUUCAUGCGACUUACACUCUGAAGACGGCGUCACCGAUAGUCGACCAUUCAACAUGUUGUAGUUACUAAAAAAGGGUUGCACCCAAAAAAAAUCACUAACCCCCCCACUGUACAAACCAAAAAUGUUAUUACUUUUACUUUAUCAAAUGUUAUCUUUAAUUCAUAUGUUAUUUCUUUUUCAUUUCACCCCUUUUUAUUAGAUGUGAAAGUAUUUACUCAAGUAGUGUGUAGAUUUGCACAAAGGCGGUGUGGUCAGUCAAGCUCUAAAGCAUCAACAUCAUCUGCCCAAUAAAUGACUCCCAGAUUCCAAUUAUAUGCCUGUAGCAUGAGAGACAUAUUUUGCGCUGGGGCCAGAAUCCAGUUUUGGGUACUACAGAAAUGUAAUCAGAGCUGGAUAUUGUGUAAAUUACUGCAACACUGACGCCUCUAGUCUUUGUUUACACUCUCUCCUUGAAUCUCUGGAGUUAAUGAGUUUUUGUUUUUGCUAAUCUUGUAGAAAAUGUCUUUUGUUACACAUUCAGUGACGUCCACCUGAUCUGCUUUUCACAAGGUAGUCCUCGACAUCUUUUUGUGUGUUGAUACAUUUUGAUUUAAGAAUGCCAAAAGUUA
Molecule: messenger RNA, 2253 nt
Organism: Pseudoliparis swirei
Lineage: Eukaryota; Metazoa; Chordata; Actinopteri; Perciformes; Liparidae
Gene: memo1
Product: mediator of cell motility 1
Exons: 9
Coding region: 392-1285 (297 amino acids)
Source: RefSeq, a predicted model, not a curated record